AUGGAGAGUCUGAGUGAACUUCAGAACCCGUUGCUGCCUAGGAGCCCUGCCCACCUCCACGGUCCCUGUCCCUACCCGGAGGCUCCACCCAGCUGGUCCUGCCAGGAGAAGCUCUACUCCUACCUCCUGGGUGGCACUGGGCCUACUCGAACCCACCAGCUCCUGGACCCAGGGUCCCUGCAGCUGGCCGUGGAGGCCUGGUACCGGCCCAGCUGCCUCCUGGGGAGGGACAAGGUCAAGGAGCCCAAGGCGGGCAGCUGUGAGACCAGCUUCACAGAGGGCAGGGAACCCCAGGCAGGGCCCACCGAGCUGCCCACGGAACCCGGCCAAGCUGAAGAGGAUGUCACCAUCCAGACAGUGUCCUAUGGAGUUCAGGAGGAGCUGCAGGGCCAGGAGGACGACCAAGAAGAGGACGAGAGUGAUGCGACUUCCACAGAGAGCGAAAGCGAAGACAACUUCCUCACGCUGCCUCCCAGGGACCACCUGGGGCUCACGCUCUUCUCCAUGCUGUGCUGCUUCUGGCCUCUGGGCAUUGCCGCCUUCUACUUCUCCCAGGGGACCAGCAAGGCCAUCUCCAAGGGGGACUUCCGCCUGGCCAGCACCACCUCCCGCCGGGCCCUCUUCCUGGCCACACUCUCCAUCGCUGUGGGGGCCGGUCUCUAUGUGGCCGUGGUGGUGGCUCUGGCAGCUUACAUGUCCCAGAAUGGCCAUGGCUAG
This is a messenger RNA of Lemur catta (Ring-tailed lemur), 717 nucleotides long. RefSeq names its product synapse differentiation inducing 1 like (gene SYNDIG1L). The transcript is spliced from 3 exons. Lineage: Eukaryota; Metazoa; Chordata; Mammalia; Primates; Lemuridae. Gene Ontology annotation, cellular component: membrane; intracellular membrane-bounded organelle. The coding region runs from base 1 to 717 and encodes 238 amino acids. The record is from RefSeq and is a predicted model, not a curated record.